Messenger RNA from Eruca vesicaria subsp. sativa (arugula), 1045 nucleotides. NCBI's taxonomy places the organism in Eukaryota, Viridiplantae, Streptophyta, Magnoliopsida, Brassicales, Brassicaceae. The record is from the annotation of a GenBank genome assembly.
CACCUCUCUACUUCUUUGUUUCACAUCUCACAAAUAACCUCUUUGAUUUCUUCUAUAUAUCCUCUUCAAGAAAAUGGGAACUGUUGUGUAUCAACAAGGAUUUCAGUCAUCUCAGUUUGAUGAGCCUAGGGCUUUAAGGCUUAGGCUAUCUUCACCAAACCCUCACUUCUCUCAACCCUUUGGUUUAGCUCUCAAGUCUCAUUUACAUGACUCCUUUAAUGCAGAGGACACUCGAAACUUUAAAGAUGACAAACCAGCUGCUUCCUCGGUUCCUGAAUCGAGUGGCUGGAGCUUUCUCCAGUCUCUAUCCUCAGGCUCCUCGAGGAACACUGAGAAAGAGAAGACUUAUGUUCAACGUCCAUCUUCUUGUAGAACUCUAAGCGACGAGAGCUUAGCAUUGUGCACUGAAAAUCUCGGAAGCGAAACAGGCUCUGAUGUUACUGACGUCGAAGAUCUGUUCUUGCUUUCAUUAGCUGACGUGAAGACCAAGAAACUCGAGGAAACAACAACUGAGACAAGAACGUUGAAGAGUAGGAAAGAGAAUGUGAGACCUAGUGAUCUCCCACCUCCAUUGACAAGUAUGAGAGGUUCUCAAUGCAUUCAAAUGAGACCACGCCGUGAAGAUGGAAGAUUGGUGAUGACUGCCACAAAGGAACCACCUCGUAACAUGUGCUUUCAAGCUGACCGAAGCAACGGUCGUCUCCGACUUUCUAUUUUGAAAGACUCAGAUGAAAGUGUGAAGGACGAAGAAGAGAUGCUUGAGCCUGAAGAAACCGAGGAGGAGGAAGAAGAAAAAGACUUAUUAGAUAAUGAUGAAGUGAUGGAGACUGUUGAAAGAUCAAGAAGAUGUGUUGAAGGCGAUCGGGAAAACAGGGGAUUGCUAAAUUGGGAAUCUUUCUACGUUGCUACUUCCUAAAAUAAGAAACUUCUAAUUUGCUCUGUAUUUACAGUUCACAAUUAUUGUUUUUUAUGUGUUUUGUUUUAUUUUUUAAUAGAAACAUCGUCGUUUCAUCACUCGGGAAAGUAGAUUAAACUUCAAUUUGAA